AAACUGGUUUUCAUCGAUUCAGGGAAAUUGGGCGUCAGUCUGGCAAUGCGGUCUUUGGGAAACAUCCCAACCUGACUUGCUGAAGCAAAAAUUGCUACUCUUCAACUUUAUUCACGUUGUAAACGGGGUCGCGAACGUGUUGGUGCUGUUUUCAGUGAAUUUACAUAACGUGGCGAAAAUGUGUUGAAUCGGGUCGCAUAAACCGGAGAUUUUUGACACCGUUUUGAAUUAAAUCCUAACCACCACCCUCUUGCAGGCGUAGCAGAGGAAAAUGGCUGGAAAGCUGGGAAAACUAGCAGUGGGCGGUUUGGCCGGCACUGCAGGCGCUGGAUUGGCCACAUACCUGCUCCUGAAAGACCAGAGUGAAAAUUGGCCAGCAGUGAACGCCCAGAAGGCCACGCCCAAGCCGAAAAAGGCCCUGCCCAGUCGCGCGGAUCAGAUCAAAUCGCUUCAGACCGAGCAGUUUGAUGUCGUGAUCAUUGGUGGGGGAGCAACAGGGGCUGGAUGCGCUCUUGAUGCAACCACUCGAGGGCUGAAGACUGCGCUGAUUGAAGCUGAUGAUUUUGCCAGCGGCACCAGCAGUAAAAGCACCAAGUUGAUCCAUGGAGGAGUCAGGUAUCUGCAGAAGGCCAUCAUGCAACUGGACUAUGAUCAGUACAAAAUGGUAAAGGAGGCCCUACACGAAAGGGCCGCUAUGCUAGAGCAGGCCCCUCAUCUCGCCCAUCCUCUUCCCAUUAUGUUGCCCGUUUACAAAUGGUGGCAGGUGCCGUACUUUUGGUUCGGCAUCAAAAUGUACGACGUUGUUGCCGGUUCAAAAACGCUAAAAAACUCCUACUACUUGUCCAAGAAGAACGCCCUCGAGCUCUUUCCCAUGUUGAAAGGCAACGCCCUAUGUGGAGGAAUCGUCUACUACGACGGGCAACAAGACGAUGCCAGAAUGAACCUCUGCAUAGCCGUGACGGCUGCCCGAUUGGGCGCCACUGUGGCCAAUCACGUAAAAGUGACCAGUUUGACCAAAGAAAAGGGCAAAGUUUGCGCCGUUACUUGUCGGGAUGAAAUGACUGGGCAAACCUGGUCGAUUCCGACCAAGUGUGCGAUCAACGCAACGGGCCCAUUUACGGACAGUAUCAGGAAAAUGGAUAAUCCUCAAGUGAAGGAAAUCUGCUCGCCAAGCAGCGGGGUUCACAUCACUUUACCAGGCUAUUACAGUCCAGAGCAAAUGGGCCUGCUGGAUCCCUCAACCAGCGACGGCCGAGUGAUUUUCUUCCUCCCCUGGCAAAAGCACACGAUUGCCGGAACGACCGAUUUACCAUGCCAGGUCACGCAAAACCCCAAACCGACCGAAGACGAAAUCAUGUUCAUUCUGGAGGAAGUGAAGAACUACCUCAAUCCCGAUGUUGAAGUGCGUAGAGGCGAUGUCUUGUCCGCUUGGAGCGGAAUUCGGCCUUUAGUGUCCGACCCCAACAAGCCGGACACUCAAUCCUUGGCCCGCAAUCACAUUGUUCACGUUAGCGAUUCCAACUUGGUUACAAUCGCGGGAGGCAAAUGGACCACCUAUAGAGCGAUGGCGGAAGAAACCAUCGAUGCUGCCAUAGCAGCCUGUAAUCUGCAAUCGAAAUGCAAGGUUCUGGAGAGCCAAACCGAUGGGCUCCUGCUGGAAGGGGCGCACGAAUGGACGCCCACCAUGUACAUCAGACUAGUGCAAGACUUUGGCCUGGAAUGCGAAGUGGCCCAACAUCUGGCCAAGUCCUAUGGGGACCGGGCAUUUUCGGUCGCCAAAAUCGCCAGUCUAACCGGAAAACGGUGGCCCAUCAUCGGCCGGAAGUUGCAUCCAGAGUUCCCGUAUAUCGAUGCAGAAGUCAGGUAUGGGUGUAGAGAAUACGCAAUGACCGCCAUCGAUAUGAUCGCCCGAAGAGUGAGAUUGGCCUUCCUCAACGUUCAGGCGGCACAAGAGGCCUUGCCCGACGUCAUUGCCAUCAUGGCUGAAGAGCUGGGAUGGUCAGAAGAGGAGCAAAAAAGGCAGUCAAAGCUCGCAACUGAGUUCCUGCAGAACGAGAUGGGCCAGAAUGUGAACAGGGCGAGCAGGGACAAGAUCCCGAUCAACCUCAGCAAGGAGGAGAUUCAGCUUUACAUCAAAAGAUUCCAGAUCAUCGACAAAGACCGCAAGGGAUACGUAUCCAUCAACGACAUUCGACGAAGUCUGAAGCAGCACGACAAUCGCGAAGUGCCCGGCGAAGAGCUGCACGAGAUCCUCAAAGAGAUCGACACCAACAGGAACGGACAAGUCGAGCUGGACGAAUACUUGCAGAUGAUGUCCGCGAUCAAGUCGGGCCACGUUACUUACUCGAGGUUCGCCAGAAUGGCCGAGCUGGAAGAGCAGAAGCACGAGAAGGACCAGCUGAAGAAGAAGAUUCCCGUUGAGAGGAGCGGAGGUGGCCUUUAGACUGGCGGUUGUCCAAAAAUGAAACCUUUUGAGGAUGUGACUGGCGUUUCAGUUGUGGAAAGACAGGAACUCGUUUGGAUGAGUGGAGCUGGUUCUGUCUUGAUAUUUAUUUUGGCCGUUUGCGUUGAUACUAUAUUUUAAUUAUAAAACGAUCUGUAAAUAUUA
Messenger RNA from Dendroctonus ponderosae (mountain pine beetle), 2608 nucleotides. It is a transcript of the gene Gpo1, whose product is annotated as glycerol-3-phosphate dehydrogenase, mitochondrial. Gene Ontology annotation, cellular component: mitochondrion; glycerol-3-phosphate dehydrogenase (FAD) complex. Gene Ontology annotation, molecular function: calcium ion binding; glycerol-3-phosphate dehydrogenase (quinone) activity. The coding region runs from base 272 to 2443 and encodes 723 amino acids. Lineage: Eukaryota; Metazoa; Arthropoda; Insecta; Coleoptera; Curculionidae. Gene Ontology annotation, biological process: glycerol-3-phosphate metabolic process. The transcript has 14 exons. The record is from RefSeq and is a predicted model, not a curated record.